Messenger RNA from Durusdinium trenchii, 1203 nucleotides. The record is from the annotation of a GenBank genome assembly. Lineage: Eukaryota; Dinophyceae; Suessiales; Symbiodiniaceae.
AUGAGUAGAUGCUUCUUUUGUUCAAUGGCCUAUGUCUCUUGUUCAUGGCUCGUUUUAUUCAAUUUAUUUGGAAGAUUUCUGGUGGGACCAGCCCUUGCAAGAUCUCGUCAAAUCACCAUCUUUGAAAGGGAAGCAUACCGGUUCACAGCCUGGGGUUGGCCGACCUAUACUAUAUAUUUACCUAUUGAUGAAUGUGCCGUUAUGGCCGCUGUGGCCUCGGGCGAGCUUUUUGACUUGGGCUGCCUGGCGGCACUGCCGCAGCUGCUGCAGACCGCCUUUGAGCUCGCUCACCUGGGCUGUUGCUCACGCCUGCUCUGGGGCCUUUGCUCAGCAGAGCUCCAGCGAAGAUCACGAGAGUCCAUCCACGUUGCGUGGGGUGAUGACGUGGGUGACUCCCAGACGGGAUCAGCUGGUCUGAAGUCUCUCCUACAAUCGGACCUCCUUGCAUUGGCAGCUCAUUAUGCAGGGGGUUGGUCUGCUUUGCUGGCGGGGCGGCAUGGGCUGUUGGAUACAUCUUUGCCAAAGGUCGGAAGACAGGCUGGAACUUCAGCCGCUGUGCACCGGUCGCUUCUCCUGUGGGAUAUCGUGAGAGAAGGUGAUGGCACGCUGUGGACGGGAAUUCUUCCACUGGCUGUGUUCUUGCGACGCAGUGCCUUUGAGGAUUCGGAUGGGGAGAGCGUCCCAUGCACCUACAUCUAUCCGCAAAGCGUCCACUUUCCGGGAUCCAAUCACACUUUUGAACACAAAGCUGGACGUCAACGGCAUCCCAAGUUCCAGAUUUCGGCGUCCACCUUGGACCACCGCAACUGGUGGCAUCGACUGUCUCUCUUGGGACCGAACUGUACUGAGACUCAGAUUGCAAAAGUUGGUUUCAUUCCAGAUCGAUUUGCGCAGCACGGCGGCUCGCCAGUGGAUCCCAGCUUGCCAGAUCCCUCGGAAAUUGUCACGGCAGUGGACAAAAUGGGACAGGCCGUUCCAGGUGUUUAUCGAUUGACCUUUGACUCCUUCUACGAGGAGCGGAGCCGAUGGGGCCACAAGUCGGUCUUCGUCCUGCAUCUCUGGAUUGACAGCAGGCAACAGGUCUGCCAUGCGGACCUAGACUUUGCGGUGGAGGAUGUUGCCUGGGCGGCUUGGUUGGCAGCUGGUCGAAGAUCGCCCAAAGCUCUUCCGCAGAGCGCCAAGCGCAAGCGUCCACGGGCCUGA